Messenger RNA from Staurois parvus, 362 nucleotides. The record is from the annotation of a GenBank genome assembly. NCBI's taxonomy places the organism in Eukaryota, Metazoa, Chordata, Amphibia, Anura, Ranidae.
GAUCAGCAGUGCGCUGUGUCCCUCGGCGGAUCACCGAUCAACGGAAAGAGCCGAAGAUGUCGGCUCGGUCAUGUGAUCAGCUGUGUCCAAUCACAGCUGAUCGCAUGGGACAUGUACACUGAUCAUCAGGGCACAGAUGAUCAGUGUGCCCUGAUGAUCUUUGUAGCCCCAGCAGUGCCACUUGUCAGUGUCCAUCAGUGCCAGCUGUCAGUGCUCAUCCAUGCCACCUGCCAGUGCCCAUCAGUGCCACAUCAAUGCCACAUUUCAGUGCCUACCAGUGCACAUAAAUGCCACAUAUCAGUGCCCAUCUGAGCUGCCUUUCAGUGUCACCCAUCAGUGCCAGUCCGUGCCACCUAUCAAUG